This is a messenger RNA of Oppia nitens, 2238 nucleotides long. RefSeq names its product eEF1A lysine and N-terminal methyltransferase-like. Lineage: Eukaryota; Metazoa; Arthropoda; Arachnida; Sarcoptiformes; Oppiidae. The coding region runs from base 112 to 2238 and encodes 708 amino acids. The record is from RefSeq and is a predicted model, not a curated record. The transcript has a single exon.
AAAAUUAUGUAUAAAUCAAAACAAUAAUAAUAAUAAUAACUAUUAUAACUAAUAGUUAUUACAAUAUCGGUUGAAAUCAAUCGGACGGACAAAUCGGGACCAAAAAAAACAAUGGCAUCGAAAAAAGGUCAACCAUUGUCACAAUUGUUACCGAAAUCUAGUCGUCAUUUUGCAAGCGAAGACUACUGGAACAAGUUCUUUAAGACCCGAAAGGAUUCGUUCGAGUGGUACGCCGAGUGUCACCAUUUGGCCGGACUGUUCGGUAGAUAUGUCAAACCCAAGGAUCCGAUUUUGGUGAUCGGUUGCGGCAAUUCCUCCCUAAGCGCCGACAUGUAUGACAUGGGAUUCACUGAUAAUACCAGUGUUGACAUCAGCGAAGUUGUUGUCGAACAGAUGCGGACAAAGUAUAAUCCAAACGAUAGUCGACGACCAGGUCUUCAGUUUCACUGUAUGGAUGUGUUUGACAUGAAGUUCGCGGCCGACCGUCGAUUUGCAGUUGUUGUUGAUAAGGGAACUCUCGAUGCAAUUGCAUCGGACAAACAGUCUUCAGCCACUAAUGUCUGCAAAAUGUUUGAACAAAUCGAUUCAGUACUCAAACCGUUUGGUCGCUAUCUGUGUAUUAGUCUUCUUCAGAGUCAUAUACUCAAGUUGUUGAUGAAUUGGUUUACCAGAAACGGCAAUUGGCUUAUAAGGAUCGAGAGACUGGAAAACGCCGAAGAUAUGACACGAUUGCAGUCUAAUGAAGAUUCACUCGUUUUGCCUGUAUUUGCAGUAAUUUGUACGAAACUGAUGCCAAAACAACAACUGCAACAACAAAACGAUGUGAUAAUUGAGUUGAAUUUAAGUGAAACUAAUGAUAAUAAACCGAAACGUCUGAACGAUAUCGACUCAGUCUUCGAUGCCAUUGAAUCCGUUCAAGAGUUUGCAUUCAUACAGCACUACAUCAAAAACAUAGACAUUGCUGAACAAGAAGACGAAGUUUAUCUGAAUUUGUUUGACGAAAACGAUUCAUCCAAUCCUCGAUAUACACUGUAUUUCUCGAAUUAUGCUAACAAAAGAUCAAAGUCUGCGCUGAGUUGCGGUGUAUUUAUAGUACCCGAAGGCCGGGAAAUUGAAUGGCUGUUCGGCACUGCCAAAGGUCGCAUCGAACUGACCAAACAGUCGGGUUUCGAGCGAUUAAUUGUUGUCCAUCUCAAUCGCAAUCAUAAAUUCACUGAUAUUGACCAAAUCAAAAACGAAUUGUCGCCGAAAAUCUUGGAAUUAGUUCCGAAUAGUGUACUAUCAGCUGAUUAUAAGAUACCAUAUCUGACUAUUGGCGAAGAAGUUGGCAAACGAAUUGUCGUACAUAAAGGCAAAAGUGAUUUGAGUGGCGAUUAUGUGGUCGAAGAGAUAUUAAUCAAUAAUAGUAAUUAUCGGAGACUUAUAUUUUUGAGUAAUAAAAAUAUUAUACAAUCGGAGGCCAAACUCAAGACAGUUAAGAAGGGAAAGAAAAAAGUGUCAGUAGUUGAUCCACACUAUCUGUCUUGUAGUCAUCACGAGAUUAUUACCGCUGGACUUACGUUAUUACCGAAUGAUUUGUCGAAACGAUUUGAUAUAUUGUUAGUCGGUUUGGGCGGCGGAUGUCUGUCGUCGUAUAUCAUCGACAAUAUUAAAACUGAUGUGCAAUUGAAUAUCAAAGUCAUUGAGAUUGAUCCGGCCAUGAAAGACAUUGCUGGUAAAUGGUUUAAUUUCCGAACCAAUAAUAGUCAAGCAAACAAUGUUAAUGUUGACAUCGAGCUAUUAGAUGGACUCGACUAUAUCAACAAAUUAGAUCCAUUGGUUCAAUCCUAUGAUGCCAUCAUAUUUGAUGUCGAUAGCAAGGAUGUUAACGUUGGACUUAGUUGUCCGCCGAUGCCGUUUCUUGACAUUGAUUUUAUUGGAAGAAUCAAAACUAUUUUAUCCGAAAGAAAUGGUAUAUUUAUAUUGAAUUUGGUUUCGCGUAAUGAAGAUAUUAAACUAGAUGUCUAUAAACGAUUGAAUAGUGUUUUUGACAUCACAUAUGUGUAUCCAAUAUAUCAAGAACUUAAUGAAAUAUUGUUUGCAUUUUCCAAAUCACAAUCAGUUCCCGAUUGGCUAAACCAGAGAUCGGUGGCCAAUAAAUUGGGUUUUAUAAACAAACAUUGUUUUUAUAUACCAUUUCUUAAAGAUUCAUACAUUGAUUUGUGUGGCAAUCGAUUCAAUGUAUUGAAGACCAGUUGA